Molecule: messenger RNA, 2118 nt
Organism: Thalassophryne amazonica
Lineage: Eukaryota; Metazoa; Chordata; Actinopteri; Batrachoidiformes; Batrachoididae
Product: extracellular calcium-sensing receptor-like
Exons: 5
Coding region: 1-2118 (705 amino acids)
Biological process (GO): G protein-coupled receptor signaling pathway
Cellular component (GO): membrane
Molecular function (GO): G protein-coupled receptor activity
Source: RefSeq, a predicted model, not a curated record
AUGAAUGCAUCAGCUGGCAUGGUGUGUCCAGUGCGCAGUGAUCCACUGCUCUUGCCUGGCAUCACUCUGGGCUAUAAGAUCUAUGAUAGCUGUGGCUCCAUUGCCAGGGGAGUGAGAGUUUCACUUGCUUUGGCUAAUGGUAUUGAAGAAUUAUCUACAUCCUCCCAGGCACCAUGCACCAGACCAGCCCAAGUGUCAGCCAUUAUGGGCGAGUCAUCAUCUUCUCCUUGCAUGGCAGUUGCUACUGUCACUGGACCUUUUUACAUCCCAGUGAUCAGCCACUUUGCCACUUGUGCUUGUCUCAGUGACAAAAUCAGAUACCCAUCAUUCCUCAGAACUAUACCCAGUGACUACUACCAGAGCCGGGCUUUGGCACAGUUGGUCAGACACUUUGGUUGGACUUGGGUGGGAGCAAUCCGAACAAAUGAUGAUUAUGGCAACAAUGGCAUGGCCACAUUCACAGAAACUGCCCACAGGCUUGGCAUCUGUCUGGAAUAUUCUGUAUCCUUCUUCAGAACUGAUCCACCAGAGAAAAUUAAAAAGAUUAUUGACAUUAUCGAAGCCUCUACUGCCAAAGUAAUUGUCACAUUUCUCUCUCAUGUUGAUAUUGUCAUACUAAUAGAGGAGUUUGCCCACCACAACCUGACUGGGUAUCAGUGGGUUGGCACUGAGGGCUGGAUCUUUGACUCACUCACUGCAGCUAUCGACAAGCAUUAUAUUCUGGGUGGUGCUAUUGGGUUAUCUAUCCCCAAAGCCCAUGUCAGCGGCCUCAGAGAGUUUAUACUGGAUGUAAUACCAUUAAAUACAUCCAGUCAUGAAUUAUUUACAGCAUUUUGGGAGGAACUCUUUAAUUGUAAGUUCAAUUCCACAAAGUUGUCAAAAGAAAACAUGAAACACUGCACUGGAUCUGAAGAUUUGAGCGGACUUAAGAACAGCUUCACUGACAUGUCGCUCAUGCCUAUAUUUAACAAUGUCUAUAAAGGUGUGUACGCUGUGGCCCAUGCACUUCACAGAAUUCUCCAUUGUAACAAAACAUGCAACAACAAUGUGCAGCUAGAUCCAUUCAUUAUUUUACAGCACAUAAGGAAAACUCAAUUCAAAACAAAAGAAGGGGAACAUGUUUAUUUUAACACAAAUGGAGACCCAGCUGCAAAGACAAUAGUUCACAUUAUUUACAUCGCCCAUGAGAAGGAAUGGAUAAAUAUCUGUACUGUUGUGACCGCAGACUCUGCCACCUGUGUUCGAUGCCAUCCUGAAUUCUGGUCAAAUGUAAGAAGAGAUGCCUGUGUUAAAAAGGAGGCAGAGUUUCUGUCAUAUGAAGAGAUGAUCAGAGUGCUACUCAUUUCAGCAUCCAUUUUUGGAACUCUCAUGACUGCUGCUGUGGCAUCGAUCUUCUUCACAUACAGAAAAACUCCGAUUGUCCGAGCCAACAACUGUGAGCUGAGCUUCCUGCUGCUCUUCGCCUUGUCUCUCUGUUUCUUGUGUUCUCUAACCUUCAUAGGCCGGCCCUCUGAGUGGUCCUGCAUGCUGCGACACACUGCAUUUGGGAUAAUUUUUGUCCUCUGUGUCUCUUGUGUUCUUGGGAAAACAAUAGUGGUGUUAAUGGCCUUCAGAGCCACACUUCCAGGCAGCAAAGUCAUGAAAUGGUUUGGACCUGCCCAGCAGAGACUCAGUGUUUUGACUUUCACUCUGAUACAGGUUAUGAUUUGUGUCUUUUGGCUGACAACCUCUCCCCCUUUUCCACUGAAGAAUUUUGAUGAUUUCAAAGAAAAAAUAAUACUGGAAUGCGCAUUGGGCUCAGCGGUGGGCUUCUGGGCUGUUCUUGGGUACAUUGGACUUUUGGCCCUGCUGUGCUUUGUGCUGGCUUUUCUGGCUCGGACAUUGCCUGAUAAUUUUAGUGAAGCUAAGUUCAUUACCUUCAGUAUGCUGAUUUUCUGUGCUGUCUGGAUCACUUUUAUCCCAGCGUAUGUCAGCUCUCCUGGAAAGUUCAGUGUUGUUGUGGAAAUAUUUGCUAUUUUAGCCUCCAGUUUUGGCCUGCUCAUUUGUAUUUUUAUUCCAAAAUGUUAUAUAAUCUUACUGAAACCAGAGAAGAACACCAAAAAGCUUAUGUUGAGGUAA